CCUAUUGCAGCUUGGGCUUCCUCUCCCCCCCGGUUGCUGCUGCUGCAGCUGAGCCUCCGUUCUUGGAAGCGAGAGAGAGGGAGGGAGGAGGGAGGCAAUUGGUGAGGCUUUUGGAGGAGGAAAGGGAAGCUUCGGGCCCCAGCAUCCUCCUCCUCCUCUUGCUCACUCACCACGCUCUCCUCUCACCAAACUCUCUCUUAUCUCCUUCCAAGAUCCCAACCCCUUUUCUUCUUUUUUUUUGUUUGUUCUUGUUAGGAUCAUUUUCUUGAUCUUUCAAGCUCAGCUCCAGCACUCCCCCCGUUCGUUUCCAGCUGCAGCAGAGAUCUUGGUUAGUUGGAUUUUUAGCUUCCGUGUUUUUUGAGCGAGUUCUUGGUUAAUUGCUCCAAUCCGAGAAAAAUCACCAAGUGUCCUUUGCUUCCCUCCCUCCCCCCUUGUUUUCUGGGCUUCGAUUCGAUCGAAUUCGAAUCCCCGUCCCAAAUUUAUUUAUUUUCCCACCCCUCCUUUGUGUAAAAAGCGGGUUCCAUCGCGUCACCCGCACGGCUCGUCCGAUCGAAAAGCAGCUUGAAGAAGAAAAAGUGAGAGUUCUUGAUUCGAUUCUGGUCGUAGCAGCAGCAGCAGCAGCGUCUUCACUGGUUCGUUCUUUGUUUAUUUAUAAGGAGCAGCGCCCAAUCCGAGCUGCUGCUCCUCCACCGCGGCGGCGGCGGCGGCGGUGUUUGAUCGAUGCUUGCCUUGGUGGCCACCUUCGUCUUGGCCUGCCUCGUGUUCUUGUCGAAGCCAUGCGCGCGUGAGAUGAGAUUGUUCCUGUCGACGCUGUGCCAAGAACUCGCCCUCGCGCUGCUCGGGUUCCUGGCCGGGCUCCGGCUGCUCGGCGGCGUCGGCGCCGGCGCGGCGGCCGAGACCACCAUGCCGCUGAUGCCGUCCUUCAAGAGGAAGCGCGCGGCGGCCGUGGAGGAGGGCGGCGGCGGCGGAGGAGGAGGAGGCGGCGAGGAGGCCGGCGGCGAGCCGUCGGUGCUCGACCUGCCGGAGCUCGCCAUCGAGUGCAUUCUCGCGAGGCUUCCCCCCUCCGAGCUGCGGAACAUGGCCGGCGUCUGCCGCUCCAUGCGGGAGCGCUGCCGCGGCGACCACCUCUGGGAGCGCCACAUGUCGGAGAAGUGGGGCGGCGUCCUCGGCCACGCCGCGAGGGAGGAGUGGAGGACGUACCUCGCGUCGGCGGCCGACACGGGCGGCGCCGCGGCGUCGUGCUCGCUCGCCGGCGGCGGCAGGCACCGGAGGUGGCUCGCCGCGCUGUCCUGCGUCUGCCCGGUGGUGUCCUGGAUGCGUCCCAGGGCCGACGGCGGCAGCGGCGGCAAGUCGGCCGGCCCCGUGCUCGAUGAUUCGAUCAUGUCGUGGUAUCUGUCCAUGGAGAGUGGCAAGUUCUGGUUCCCGGCUCAGGUCUACAACCGUGAGCAUGGGCAUGUUGGAUUCAUGAUGUCAUGCUACGAUGCAGAGCUCAGCUAUGAUUUCCACAGUGAUACCUUCCGUGCAAGGUAUCCACCACACGGACGACGGACCGUAGUCUUGGAGGACGGGGUACACUGGGAUAGGGUCAGGGCACCUCCAGUAGACACUCACGCACAUGAUCUCCAUGCCUCUGACUGCUUACACGAACUCCGGCCAGGCGAUAACAUUGAGAUCCAAUGGAGAAGGAACAAGGAAUUCCCCUAUGGCUGGUGGUAUGGAGUUGUUGGCCACUUGGAGUCAUGUGAUGGAAGUGAGCACUUUUGUCGGUGUCAUCUUAGUGACACUGUUGUUCUGGAGUUCAACCAAUACACACCUGGUUCAAGAUGGAGGCAGGCGCUGGUGAACCGGAAGGACCACAGGGAAGAGGGCAAUGAGGGCGACGGUUUCUACGGUGGAAUCAGGAAGCUCCGCAGCAAGGAUGAGAUCUCAAAGUGGAGACAGUUGUGGCCAACAGACAUUCUUGAGUAGCAAGGACAGAGAUUAUUAUUCCACUGUUGUUAUUCAUCAAGUUGCCAAAUUGAUGCUCUCCAAUUGCUCAUUCUGUAUUCUGAAACCUGACGAAAACGCCACCCAUCUCCUCCACUCAAGUUGUAUACACAAAGGAUUGGAACAUGGGGUGACAAAAUUUGGUAGCUUGGGACACAAUUGUGAAACUUACUGUAAGGCACGGAUGCACAGAUUGCUUCUGUAAACGGGCGUUAACUGAACAUGUAUCAAGUCUACAGCAUUGUAUGUGACUGCUGCAGCCUGUGCCUCUGCAUGUUGUUGUAGCUGUAGAGCAGAAAGAUCAAAUGUAAAUUACAUUGUUAGCUCCAAUUUAAUUUACGGCAUUUCAGGAUGCCGUCUCACGGUUACCCUAUC
Oryza sativa Japonica Group (Japanese rice) is the source of this 2361-nucleotide messenger RNA. RefSeq names its product F-box protein At2g32560. Gene Ontology annotation, molecular function: protein binding. The record is from RefSeq and is a predicted model, not a curated record. NCBI's taxonomy places the organism in Eukaryota, Viridiplantae, Streptophyta, Magnoliopsida, Poales, Poaceae.